AUGCAGGCUAUUCUCAUACACGAGGCCAAAUGGCUCAGUGGGUGUACAACACUGCACUAUGACCCUGACCUGCCAUCCACUACCAUAGUGAUCACGUUUCACAAUGAGGCACGAUCUACCCUGCUGCGCACAGUUCGGAGUGUGUUGAAUCGGACUCCUGUGCAUCUGAUUCAUGAAAUCAUACUGGUAGAUGAUUUCAGCGAAGAUCCAAAUGACUGCCUUCUUCUCACCAAGUUGCCAAAAGUAAAGUGUCUUCGUAAUAAACGCAGAGAAGGUCUGAUCCGGUCUAGGGUUCGAGGGGCGGAUGCUGCAGGAGCUGGGAUCCUGACUUUUCUGGACAGUCACUGUGAGGUCAACAAAGAUUGGCUGCCUCCACUGCUGCAGAGGGCAAAAGAGGACCCGACCUGUGUCGCCAGCCCUGUGAUUGACAUCAUUAAUAUGGACACGUUUGCCUAUGUCGCCGCUUCCUCAGACUUGCGAGGAGGAUUUGACUGGAGUUUACAUUUUAAAUGGGAGCAACUAUCAGCUGAAAAGCGAGCCAAGAGAGCUGACCCUACAGAGCCUAUUAAAACGCCCAUCAUCGCAGGAGGACUUUUUGUGAUUGACAGAUCCUGGUUCAAUCGCUUGGGAAAAUAUGACACGACCAUGGACAUCUGGGGAGGGAGAACUUUGGUGAAGAUUUCUUUUAGAGUAUGGAUGUGUGGAGGAAGCCUGGAAAUCAUUCCUUGUAGCAGGGUCGGCCACGUAUUUCACAAGAAACAUCCUUAUAUCUUCCCAGAGGGCAACGCCAACACCUACAUAAAGAACACCAGAAGGACUGCUGAGGUUUGGAUGGAUGAGUUCAAACUGUUCUACUACUCAGCUCGGCCGGCUGCUAGGGGAAAAUCUUACGGAGACAUUCACGGCAGGCAGGAGCUCCGCGAGAGUCUUAAGUGCAAAUCCUUCAAGUGGUAUCUGGACAAUGUCUACCCAGAGCUCAAAGUUCCUGAUGAUUCCGAUGCGAAGUCUGGUGUGAUCCGGCAGAGACAAAACUGUCUAGAAUCUCGUAUAGUGGAGGGUCAGGAUCUCCCAGUGCUUACACUCGCACCCUGCAGCAUCACCAAAGACGUACCAGCAGCCAAUCAGGAGUGGAUCUACACCCAUGGACAGCAAAUCCGCCAGCAGCAGCACUGUCUGUCCGUCUCCACCACUUUCCCUGCCUCCCAGAUCCUGCUUGUGCCGUGCAACAUCAGCGACGGCAAGCAGCGUUGGCAGAAAUCUGGCACUCACCUGGAGCACCUGGCUUCUCGAUUCUGCGUGGACAGCGAGAUGGCUCUGGACGGCAUUGAAAGCAGUAAAAUGCUAGUGAUCAGCCCAUGUGAACUGUCAGCACACACUCAGAGAUGGGAGAUGCCUUUCUCGUGAUCCUUCCUCCUUGGCUUCUCCUCACGUUUCAGAGCUCAGCUGGAGUCAAAGAUGGAUAGGGAGGCAGAGAGAGCGAGUGUGUACCUCCAGGAGGGGCUACAUCUGUGUCCUGCUGUUCUGCUAUGUCCACUCCCUUUGUCUCUUCGGCACACCACAGGUUCCCAGAGUGUCAAUCAUACUGAUGCUCUCCAGAACAGAGUUUGGCAGCUGGACGCACACAAACUUGCAGGACACACACCGAGUGUGACACACACACUCACACUGGAGAACAGCACACAACCUUUUUAAUUUGUUAUGCUUGAAUUUACCCCAAUACGAAGCACUUGUGAGAUACAUCUGCUAGCACAUCGGCAUACAAUAAA
Molecule: messenger RNA, 1766 nt
Organism: Puntigrus tetrazona (Sumatra barb)
Lineage: Eukaryota; Metazoa; Chordata; Actinopteri; Cypriniformes; Cyprinidae
Product: polypeptide N-acetylgalactosaminyltransferase 14-like
Exons: 16
Coding region: 1-1404 (467 amino acids)
Cellular component (GO): Golgi apparatus
Source: RefSeq, a predicted model, not a curated record